UCAUCCUCGCUGCGUGAACGUCUGGACGUCUCGGGAUAUUUCUAACAUGGACCUGGAGGUUGUUACAGCUAAAAUACUGUCUGAGUGGAAGAGCCAUGAGAGUACGUUUGGAGAAGAUCAGGACUCGCUCCUGUCUACGUCACCGGAGUCCUCGAUUGACUCCAUGUGCUCUUCCCCGGAGAUGUGCUACUCCAGCGGGCAUCAGGAGAUGAAGGACUUCUCUUUCGCUUUCGCGGGACGCAGGGCGACUCCAGCAGCACAGAGGCUGAGCAAGCCCAAGAUGUCUACCAGAAGACGCAUGAAGGCCAGCGAGAGGGAGAAGAUGCGGAUGAGGAGUCUUGCAGAGGCUCUGCACCAGCUCCGCGACUACCUGCCGCCGGACUACAGCAAGAGAGGCCAGCCCCUGACCAAGAUACAAACCCUCAAAUACACAAUUGAAUACAUCAACAAGCUUUCAGACACCCUGAGCCGCGCGUAACGGACGCAAAUGUACUUUUUACGCAUCAGGUUUACGCUCAUCUGGACAUUUAAUGGAGUUAGUUUUAUAUAUGGGAUGCGUUAUACAACAUCUUUAAGAUAACUUAAUCAUUCGAUUUCAUUUAAUAUUUCUUUUGUUUGCCCUUCUCCUGGUGUAAAUAUUUUUAGCGGGCACUUGGCAAUUAUUUUGUAUAUG
Molecule: messenger RNA, 673 nt
Organism: Perca fluviatilis (European perch)
Lineage: Eukaryota; Metazoa; Chordata; Actinopteri; Perciformes; Percidae
Gene: msgn1
Product: mesogenin 1
Exons: 1
Coding region: 47-478 (143 amino acids)
Biological process (GO): mesoderm formation; regulation of transcription by RNA polymerase II
Cellular component (GO): nucleus
Molecular function (GO): protein dimerization activity; RNA polymerase II cis-regulatory region sequence-specific DNA binding; DNA-binding transcription factor activity, RNA polymerase II-specific
Source: RefSeq, a predicted model, not a curated record